AAACCACCACAGCGGAAGGGUCGUCCAUGUCCCAGACCAAAAACCACACCAGGUCCUAAAACACCUGAGUCCAAACCAGUUUCUACUGCAGACUUUGAACCAGUAACGUUCAGCACUGAGGCUUGGGUGACAACACAAGCUCCUAAGCCAUCAAAACGGACCCGUCGUCCACGUCCUAAACCUAAAACCACACCAACUACUGAGGCACCUCAAACCAAAUUGGUUCCUAUUACAGAUCUUGAGCCUGGUACUCCUAGAACUGAAGCUCCAGAAAUCAUAGUUUCUGAAGGCCUGGAAUCUGUUACAUUUAGCACUGAGUCAUCAGAGGGAGCUAGAGCAUCAGCCGAGACAGAUUAUGUAGAUCCCACUUCCAAAGCACCACUCAGGCCAGAGGAGCCAAAGAAUGAAGUUGUGGAAUCUAUUACAAAUGUGUCUGAACCACCCGAGACCGCGUUAGCUCCCAAGCAGACAGCGCGCACUCCUCCCAAAGCAAAAACAUCUCCACGUCCAAGAGUCCCUCAGACACAGCCAGCUCCUAAGGGGUUCCAGCGUGUUACUUCAAAACCAAAAAUGUCACCAAGGCCAGAAGUGUCAUAUACUCCACCUGUUCCAGGAGAUGUGCUCCGUCCCCAGAAACCAGACCACGAAGUCUCUCAGAGCGAGCCUGUUCUGCAGCCCGUUACCUUUAGAAUUGAUCUGCCAGAGACAACAAUAGCUCCUUUAGAGACCCGAAGCAGCCCUUUCAUCCCUAUGAUUUCACCAAGUUCUAGUCAAGAGGAUCUACAAACCACUCUGGCAGAAACAGACCAACCCACCCAAGAGCUCUUCACGACUAAGAUUCCACGAACAACUGAGUCAGCAAAGACAACUCGGGCACCACAUAGAUUGUACACUACUCCUGGGAGGCCCAAAAUACCAGAAAAACCACCCCUCAGACCUGUUCUGAAUAAAACAACUACAAGACCUACUAGACCCAAACCCAAUGGGAUGCCCAAAGGGAAUGAGAUGGGAACAGGAGUCAAGCAACCACCAAAGCCAUCGGGUGCUGGUAGAAAUGCGUCCGUGGACUCUACCCACUUCACAAAAAAACCAGCCACAAUUCCAGGCACUCGCCGCCCACCCUUGCCUCCUAGACCUACGCCCCCUCGAAGAAAACCAUUGCCACCAAAUAAUGUCACUGGCAAGCCAGGAAGUGCAGGGAUCAUUUCAUCAGGCCUAGGAACUUCCCCACCCCUGAGGGCAACACUCAGGCCUACCGGACCCACCUCAGAGAGAACAGAGAGAGACAAAAAGGAACCAACAGCUCCCGCCUCAGGAGAAGAUCUUGGUGAUAUAACUGACUUUAGCUCAAGUCCAACAAGAGAAACUGAUCCUCUUGGGAAGCCCAGAUUCAAAGGGCCUCAUGUGCGAUACAUUCAGAAGCCUGACAACAGGCCCUGCUCCAUCACCGACUCCAUCAAACGGUUCCCCAAAGAGGAGCCCCCAGAGGGGAACGCCACCAGCCCACCGCAGAACCCACCCUCCAACCUCACUGUGGUCACCGUGGAAGGAUGCCCCUCAUUUGUCAUCUUGGACUGGGAAAAGCCACCCAAUGACACUGUCACUGAAUAUGAAGUUAUAUCCAGAGAAAAUGGGUCAUUCAGUGGGAAGAACAAGUCCAUUCAAAUUACAAAUCAAACCUUCUCCACCGUAGAAAAUCUAAAGCCAAACACGAGCUAUGAAUUCCAGGUGAAACCAAAAAACCCACUUGGAGAAGGCCCACCCAGCACCACAGUGGCAUUCAGUACUGAAUCAGCGGAUCCGAGAGUGAGCGAGCCAGUUUCUGGAGGAAGAGAUGCCAUCUGGACAGAAAGACCCUUUGAUUCAGACUCUUACUCAGAAUGUAAAGGCAAACAGUAUGUCAAAAGGACUUGGUAUAAAAAGUUUGUAGGGGUGCAGCUAUGCAACUCUCUUAGAUACAAGAUUUAUCUGAGCGACUCCCUCACAGGAAAAUUUUAUAACAUAGGCGAUCAGAGAGGCCAUGGAGAAGAUCACUGCCAAUUUGUGGACUCAUUUUUAGAUGGACGCACAGGACAGCAACUGACUUCUGAGCAGUUACCCACAAAAGAAGGCUAUUUCAGAGCAGUUCGCCAGGAACCUGUCCAAUUUGGAGAAAUCGGUGGUCACACCCAAAUCAACUACGUUCAGUGGUAUGAAUGUGGGACCACAAUUCCUGGAAAAUGGUAGACGCUGCAAUCGUGUUCACAAGUGCCUUGUUUCAACGUGGCAAAAAAAUAAUUGCAAACACUAUGGUAUUUGUCACAUUCAUUUAAAGCUGUUCUGUUUACUAUGUAUAAAAGUUUAAAAUCUAAUUGAUAGCAAUAUUAGAUGUUUUUAUUAGAAAAAUUGCUGAGAAUAUUUAUCAGGUUUUAAAAAGUCAUUUUAAUAAAGCAAGAUAUUAACAGAGUAACAUUUUUCUGGGGAAGCUGGCUCCCUAUUCAUGGUAUUUUAAGAGAUUUUUUGUAUAUUAUUUAUCACAAUGUUGUAAUGUUUUGAGAUACUUUUAUAACAAAAUUAACAUCAAGAACUAAUAUACUUUUUUAAAAAUGUUUACUUUUAUUAAUGUGUAUUCUUCCUACUGGUGAGUUAAUUCCAUAAAUCUCUCUUUGGUUUAACUUAUUAGAUCAGAUUAACUUCAGCAUAUAUAUCUGGGGGUAAAAUUCACAUGUUUAUUUAAACUUCAGUUUUUUAGCAAUAGCUGAAUAUCUUUUCUGAAUGUUUAAAUAAACAUUCAUGUGAAUAUACAUUGCCUCAAAUAUUUUUAAAUUAUUAAAAAGGUUUAGUUUCAAUAAGUAAAUUUCAUUUCAGCUAAAAAUAGAAUUGAGAAUGACAUAUUGUUUCAAAAAUACACACUUUUUCUUACUAUACUCAAUUAUAUAUUACAAUAUCUGAAUAUACUUGGUCAAACUAUUCCUUUAAGCAACUGUCUUUGUACUGUUUUUAAUAUAAUUCUAAACAAGUUGUAUGAAGAAACUGAAUGUGAAGUCUGAGCUCAAAAAGAUAACAGAUGAGAUCGCUACCAUUUUACAGGAUAUUUACUACAUUUUUACACAUAAGACUUCUAGGAAUGAAUGUAUCAGAAGAUGUUUUCAGUCUAACUUAACCUGUACUGACUCAGACUCACUUUUAUUUAAAAAGGUAUUUUCCUCAUUUGGAGAGGGAGGUGGGGAUGCUGCAUUGUUGGCCUCAUUCUGAGAGGAUCCUUUCAACAUGCUUCAAUUUUAUCAAUGCUACAUUCUGUACUUUUCAAACAAGUAGAAACUGCAAUAAAGAAAUGUAGUGUUUUUUUAA
Messenger RNA from Myotis davidii, 3330 nucleotides. RefSeq names its product target of Nesh-SH3-like. Gene Ontology annotation, molecular function: protein binding. Bases 571 to 2226 code for a protein of 551 amino acids. The transcript has 26 exons. The record is from RefSeq and is a predicted model, not a curated record. Gene Ontology annotation, biological process: positive regulation of cell-substrate adhesion; extracellular matrix organization. Lineage: Eukaryota; Metazoa; Chordata; Mammalia; Chiroptera; Vespertilionidae.